AUGAAUAGUGCCAAUAAUAGUUCAAACCUUGUUUCGUUAACCAGUAGUGAUUAUAAUGAUAAUGAUAAUAAUAAUAAUUUAGAAAACAAACCAUCAAAACUAUUUAAAUUAAUAUGGAAAAAUAAAUAUAUUAAAGGAAUAAUAAUAAGGUAUUUAAAGAUAUAUAAUAUUUUUUAUUAUCAAAGAAGAUUUAAUUCAGUAAAAUCAAUUAUAGAAUUUAAAUAUAAAGAAUAUCUUUGUAAUAUUAGAAUUUCCAGCAGUGGAGAAGAAAAUUUCGGUGUAUUACCAGAUAAUAUCGAAUCGUUAUAUUUCUUUUAUUCAUAUACAACACCUAAACAAGUAUCCAUCACACCAACACUAAAUUAUUUUAUUUUUAAAAAUUCAAUUAAUAUUCAUACUCUUUACUUGGAUGGAUACAAUUUAUUUUUACCAGAAAUUCCAACAAACACCUUACCAAUUUCAAUUACCAGCUUAACUUUAAGAUAUUACAACCACAGAGUUUCAAAACAAGUUUUACCAAACCAUUUAAAAAUAUUGCAUCUAGACUCACCAAAAAUAUCAUUCGAUGAAUAUUCAAUUCCAAACACCUUAACAGAAUUAUCAAAUCAAUAUUUCGAAACUUUACCCACUAAAAAGGGAUAUAUACCUGACGGUUUAUCUAGCUUAACUUUAAACGGAACUGAUUUGGUCAACGAUAGCCCUUACUUUCCCGAGUCUUUAACCUUUUUAAAAACAAAUUUAGAUAAUGUCAUCAUUGAAAAACUGCCGAUCUCUUUAAAGAAAUUGGUUUUAUCAUCAAAUACUUUAAAAGAAGGAGUAUUUCCACCCAAUUUGGAGUACCUUGAAAUCGAAACCAAAAAGGAAUUAAAUAGCAAAAUAAUACCAAGAUAUUUAAAAUCACUUGUAUUAAAAAGUGAUUGCAAAACCAUUCUUGAAGCAGAUGGUACUGUAUUACUACCCAACACACUGCAAAGUCUUAUUAUCGGCCCUGGUUUUGAUCAAGUAAUAACUUCAAAUCUAUUUUCAAGUAAUCUAACCUAUUUAGAGUUUGACUAUUCCAGACCUACAACUAUUUUUAAUAAUGGCGGUUUACCACUAGAACAAAAUCUUUUCCCAAGCUCUCUGACAUACUUAAACUUAGGCCCAUCGUUUAACCAACCAAUAGGUAGUUCACUAUCCAAAUGCAUUAAUUUAAGGGAACUGAUUCUUGGUUUUAAAUUCUCCCGCAUUAUAACUGAAGGCUCGAUUCCUUUUAAUUUAGAAUUAUUAGCAAUUAGAAAUAACAACUAUGCACACUCCAUCAAAAUCAAUAAUCCAUAUACCAUUGUUCAUUGUUCAAACUAUUUUAACCAAUUUAUUUCAAAUCCCCACUCAUUAAUAGUACUCAAGCUUUUAGAUCAAAAAAACCUAAUCACCUUACAAAACUAUAUAAAUUUAGAGUAUCUUGACAUUAGCGUUACCACAAUUACUAAUUUAUCAAACCUUUUACCACCAAACAAUAAAAUAAAAACUUUAAUAUUAAGUAAUUAUUAUGAAGUAAUAGAAUUAAAAAACUUUCAAAAUUUAGAAAAUUUAACAAUAACUGGUUUCAAAACAAUUUUAAAAGCAAAAAUUACUUAUGAAAGUAAUAAUAAUAGCAACAAUAGUAAUAAUAGCAACAAUAAUAACAAUAAUAUGAUUAAAAUAUUUAAUUUUUAUAGUUUGAAAAUGAUAAGAGUAUCAAAAAAGAAUCAUUUGUUUUUAGAUUCAUUAGAUCCCAUUUUUUAUCAAUUCAUAACAAUAAUGUCUUAA
Dictyostelium purpureum is the source of this 1791-nucleotide messenger RNA. RefSeq lists its product as uncharacterized. NCBI's taxonomy places the organism in Eukaryota, Evosea, Eumycetozoa, Dictyosteliales, Dictyosteliaceae. The transcript has a single exon. The coding region runs from base 1 to 1791 and encodes 596 amino acids. The record is from RefSeq and is a predicted model, not a curated record.